Molecule: messenger RNA, 1662 nt
Organism: Lodderomyces elongisporus
Lineage: Eukaryota; Fungi; Ascomycota; Pichiomycetes; Serinales; Debaryomycetaceae
Gene: CHR1
Product: RNA-dependent ATPase
Exons: 1
Coding region: 1-1662 (553 amino acids)
Biological process (GO): maturation of SSU-rRNA
Molecular function (GO): nucleic acid binding; ATP binding; RNA helicase activity
Source: RefSeq, a predicted model, not a curated record
AUGGAUAUUUUCAGGAUUCUUAGUAGAGGUGCCAGUAUCAACAAGAAAAAGGAUCAAACGUCUACCAACUCAUCACUUAUCAAACUGUCACUGCCGAGUACUGCGAAUAAACAUGAACAUCUUCUUGAUGAGGUCGAGAGAGAAACAGACUUUUUCAGAACAAAAAGUCACCGCAAACUGGACGAACCAUCAUCAAAAAUCUUAAAGUCCAAAAACAAGGACGAAGAACGUGAAUCUGUUGCAGAAAUUGUACCUCCACUUGAGUUAGAAAGUGAAGAGGACGCAAGAGUUUUCCGAAAUCUGCAUAAAUCGAAAGUUACAGGUGAUGAUAUACCAAUUCCAAUUGGGUCAUUUCAAGAUAUGAUUGGAAGGUUCAAAAUUGAUAAAAGGGUGCUCUCCAAUUUGUUAGACGCAGAGUUUGUUGAGCCAACACCCAUUCAGUGCGAAGCUAUCCCCAUUACAUUGACCAAUAGAGACCUUAUCGCGUGUGCACCAACUGGUUCUGGUAAGACUUUGGCAUUUUUGAUACCAUUACUCCAACAACUCGUUUCUCAAAACGUGCUGAAAAACCACGGCAUAAGAGGACUCAUCAUUUCACCAACAAACGAGUUGGCUGUUCAAAUAUUCCAGCAGUUGGAAAUUAUCUCCAAAGGUAAAGGUCUCAACAUAGCAAUCUUAUCCAAGCAGUUAGCUGGUAAAAUAAGUAAUGACGUUGUCAAGGCCUCAAAAUAUGAUAUCCUUGUCUCUACCCCAUUAAGACUUAUCGAUGUUGUCAAGCUAGGCAAAGUUGACCUUUCAAAAGUCACUCAACUUGUUAUUGAUGAGGCAGACAAAUUAUUUGAUCAUGGAUUUGCCGAGCAGACAGAUGAGUUGUUAUCCCAUUGCACAAACGUCAAGAUUAGGAAAUCCAUGUUUUCAGCAACGAUCCCUUCAGGUGUCGAGGAAAUGGCUCACUCGAUCAUGAAGGACCCAAUAAGGGUCAUUAUUGGCCACAAAGAAGCAGCAAGUAACACGAUUGAGCAGAAAUUAGUGUUUACAGGAAACGAAGAAGGUAAAUUAUUGGCAAUCAGACAGAUGAUCCAGAACGGUGAGUUUAAACCUCCCAUUAUUAUAUUUUUGCAAUCGAUUACCAGAGCCAAAGCUCUUUUCCAUGAAUUGGUAUAUGAUAAGCUCAACGUCGAUGUCAUACAUGCGGAGAGAACCCCAAAGCAAAGAGAUGAGGUGAUCAAACGUUUUAAAAAUGGUGAUAUAUGGGUUUUGAUAACAACUGAUGUUCUUGCAAGAGGUGUCGACUUCAAGGGCGUUAACAUGGUCAUCAACUAUGAUGUACCUCAGAGUGCCCAGGCUUAUGUACACAGAAUAGGUAGAACUGGUCGAGGUGGUCGUUCUGGAAAAGCUGUUACAUUUUUCACAAAGGAAGACGACAAGGCUGUCAAGCCAAUAAUCAAUGUUAUGAAGCAAUCAGGAUGCACAGAUGGACUCAGCGAUUGGAUGGAGGAUUUGGGAAAGCUUUCAAAAAGAGAAAAGCGAGCAGUUAAGACGCAUGAGAUUGAAAGGAAAAAGAUUAGUACAGUACCGAGUGUUAUUAAGCAAAAGAGGAAACAAAGACAAAAUAUGAUUGAGGCUUCAAAACGAAGGAAGCAAGCCGAGUCAGAACAAUAA